AGUACAGUACUACCAGAGUGUUUUGCUACACAUUGAUGCUUCAGCUUCGCUUAACUCUAAUGCACACUUGAACUGUAUAUUUUUAUCACAGAGGAAACUACAAAUCAGACAGAAUGUUCUUUGUUGCCAUCUUUGCUCUUCUUGUAGCCUCUGCUUUAGCUGAUGCCCAGCCUCAGUACUAUUCCUUCUCCACACCAGUGGGCUCAGGACGCGGCAACCCGUACACUAUCACUGGAGAGGGAGGGAUCACAGCUGUGAGAGUGUGGGAGUCGUACUCUAACUACAUAAGAGGCUUUCAAUUCCGCUACGGCUUCUUGUGGUCUCCCAUUGUUGGCUACCAAUACGGCCAGCCCCAAGAGAUGGAGCUGUUUGAAGGCGAGGCCAUCAUCCAGAUUUCUGGAAAAUAUGCUCACUACCUGCAGUCAGUGGUGUUCACCUCUAACAGGGGUCGCACGCUGUGUGCAGGCCAGCCCUCAGGCCACUCCUUCAACAUGUACCCCACCCACAGUGAAGCCGAGCUGCGCUUCAUCAGCGGCCGGGUCCAUGGAGCCAUCACCUCCAUCGGAGCACACUGGGCCAUUGUAGCUCCAGCUGUAAACGGCACUGCUGGACACUGAGGAGGAGAACAAAUAGGAGUUUGUUGCCAACAUUUGGCCAUUAAUGAGAUAACAAAGCUUUCAAAAUUUCUAAACAUAAAAAUAAUAAUUUAAUCAAAGGUACAACAGUGUAUACUCUGUAGUAGUAUUUUCAUAAGUCUCUGAAAUGAUAAUGUACAACCAUACACAUAGUUAAUCAUUCCUGAUAUUGCCUUGUGUUUUUUCUUUGAUCUUCUGUUGGAAAAUUGUCAUUUUAAUUUAUAAUGUGUCUUUAUCUUAUGUCUUCAUCAGGCCAGUGCAUUGUAUGAAACAUACAGACUAUUAAAUAAAGGAAUAAUGUACAGGAUAGUAAUGUAUCUUUAUACAGUAAUGUAUAAAUAGCUGAAGGUGACAUUUUGCUCCCUAUUUUUGUUGAAGAUCUGUGGUCCCUGAACUGGAGCUAAAAAACUCUUUAAAAAGUGAAUUUUAUUAAAGUAGUUGGGAGACAUUCACUUUCUAUAUGAAUGUAUUUUCUUCAGUGGAGACAAAAUACAAGAUGGGUGUCCUAGCCUCUUGAAGCUGACGUAAUUUGACUAAAAGUCUAUAAGCCUCGGUUUACACAGUAGCAACAUUAUAUUUAGCUAGCUGUCAUACAAAGAAUGUAACACUCUCUCAAAGCACAGGCUGCCCUGCAGGACCACAACCAUUAAAUGUCAGGUGACAGUGUUUUGUGUGAGACAGUUAUUGUUCAGGGAUGUUUUUUGUUGCUGUUACCUUCCAUUUUUGAUGAUGGAACAGUUUAUAAUGCAAACAAUAAAAUCAGAAAUUGACUUUCA
Molecule: messenger RNA, 1411 nt
Organism: Seriola dumerili (greater amberjack)
Lineage: Eukaryota; Metazoa; Chordata; Actinopteri; Carangiformes; Carangidae
Product: zymogen granule membrane protein 16-like
Exons: 5
Coding region: 114-617 (167 amino acids)
Source: RefSeq, a predicted model, not a curated record